AUGGCCUCGUUAUCCUUCACAUUAUUACCUGAGGCGCUUAUGCAGCUCCGUGAUGUACUUAUUUGCCUAUCUAAAUUCAAUGAAACUGUCUCGAUUGAAGCAGACCCUGGCUGUCUACGCCUAUCAACAUUAAAUGUUACCAAAUCUGGCUAUGCAUCGUAUAAGUUUGAUGCAAGGUCCUUUUUUUCGGAGUACUCCUAUAGUGCGUCAGGGAAUAACGGCAAAAAUGGAAAAGAUAAGAUCUCUUGUCAAAUAUAUAUCAAAGCACUGUUGUCUGUGUUCAAAGGGCGGGCCGUUGAUUUCAAAGACAAAGAUACUGCAAUUGAACGAUGUGAGGCCCAGUUACUUGACAGUCCAGAUGAAAUAGAAUGCCGACUUAUCGUGAAGAUGAUUUGCAAACAUGGCGUUUUGAAGACGUACAAGCUCACCUAUGAACCUGCUGAUGUUCAGCACGCACUUUUUGGUAGAUCAGAUUCCCAAAACGAAUGGAAUGUGGAUUCGAGGUUCUUACGUGAAAUACUUGAACAUUUUGGUCGUGGUGCAGAGCAUGUAGAUGUAUAUUGUGAGGAUGGCCGAGCUGUAUUCACAAGCUUUACAGAGAAAGUCAUGGCAGGGACAGAAAUAUUGAAACAGCCGGUUCAUACGUCUGUGUCAAUUGAGACAAGAGACUUUGCCCAUUUUAGCGUUGAAGAAGGAUUGCAUGUUGCCAUCAAUGUGAGAGAUUUUCGAGCAGUUAUUCUCCAUGCGGAUACGCUUAAAGUUCCAAUCACCGCUAGGUAUACGCGGCCGUGUCGACCGCUGCAAUUUUCCUAUGGUAUACCCGGGAUGACUUGUGAAAUCACACUGAUGACGCGGGGGGAAGCUAUCGAUGAGACUGCGUCAGCUCCAUCCCAGAUAAAUACGACGAAGGAGCUUUCGGCGCGACCCGCUCAAGAAUUUGUGGUGAAUGCUGGCGCAGAUGCAGGUCUUAAUGCUCGAUUAUCGCGCAGGGAGCAACAGCAGACGCAGGUACAUGCGCAGUUGCAGCCCGAACCACAAAUAUCGAUGCCGCCACCAGCCUCUCAGCAGCAGGGAGAAAAGCAGAUCAUAUCCCUUGCGCCUGUCGCACCGAUAGAUCAUGAGAGUUUGUUUGUUGCAGCAGACGAUGAUCGCCAGUGGGAUGAGCCUCGCUACGAGGAGGAAGAGAAGGAAGAUAUGCUUCGAUGGGACUCAAAUCUGGACCAGGAGGCCUUGCGGCAGAACCUUGGCGGUACCAUCCAAGAUAUCCUACCCAAGGUGGAAGGGAGCUCUGGGCAAGGCAAUAUUGACGCGAGCCGGAUGGAAGAAGACAGUGCAAUGGGCAUUCCGCCAACCCAGCGGAUAUCUCAGUAUAGUGCUUACUGA
This is a messenger RNA of Nannizzia gypsea CBS 118893, 1383 nucleotides long. Its product is annotated as DNA repair protein rad9. Bases 1 to 1383 code for a protein of 460 amino acids. Gene Ontology annotation, cellular component: checkpoint clamp complex. The transcript is spliced from 7 exons. Gene Ontology annotation, biological process: DNA repair; mitotic intra-S DNA damage checkpoint signaling; DNA replication checkpoint signaling. Lineage: Eukaryota; Fungi; Ascomycota; Eurotiomycetes; Onygenales; Arthrodermataceae. The record is from RefSeq and is a predicted model, not a curated record.